AGAUAUCACUAAAAGAUGAAAAUUGAUGUUUCAAACAAUAAAUUGUUGUAUAUUGGAGNACACCACAUGUUCAAAUCACCGAGCCGAAGAACUCAAUACUUCUGCGAGGAAUGCUACAUUCUCAUUGACGAGGAUGAGCCAAUUAUGGARGCUCUGAGUGGCCAGUCWGGAACAUACCUUGAACACAACAAAAAUAUUCAAAAUGGAGAGGGACAGCAGGGUGGAAGAUGCAAAAUUCUACCCCUCCCCACCCCUGUGUCUAUUAGUAGAAGUGGAUCAAGUGGUGGUGAAGGAUCAGAUMARGAUGAUGCAGGCUCAAGUAGUCCGGUCAGCAGUCUAGAAAGACGGCAUGCACACUCUAARACCAUGUCUACACGACGYGUCUGCUGGCACAGACAUACAAGUAUAAGUAUGACAGAACAUGCACUCUCUGUUCGGAAUCAGAUGAGUGGUGAUCUUCUUCGUAAAUUUAAAACUGGUAACCGAUGGCAAAAGCUCUGGGUUGUUUUCACAAAUUUUUGUUUAUUCUUUUACAAGACUCAUCAAGAUGAGUUUCCUCUUGCAAGUUUACCCUUGAUUGGUUAUACUGUUGAUCAACCUAUUCCGGCUGAUAAUAUCGAUAAACCAAUGGUCUUUAAACUACAAUAUAAAAGUCAUGUGUAUUUUUUCAGAGCUGAAAACGAAUAUUCUUACUACAGAUGGAUGGAAGUAAUUGCAAGUGCAACGUCAAGCUCAACGCGGUCACGGAUAUUCAGUCGAAUGGAGAGUCUUGAGUAGUGAAUAUUGUAUAAAUGGAGCACAGAAAAUUGCUCUCAAACAUUUUAUAAGCGAAUAUAGAUGCGGAUACUUGGUUGUAACAACUCAUUUAUAGAAGAUGAAUAGGGAGGGGUGGCUAAUGGKUAAAAACAUAUCUAUCAUUGCAYCRACUWCCCCUCKCCWUAUUCWACAUUAAGACAUUGUAAAAGCUGAAAAGCUGCAUAUAACAUCCACCUCUUAUGAAGCAGGGAAAUUAUGUAGAAACUCUAGUAAUUUGGACUUCAGAGUCAUGAACUGUAAAGUCUGCAUUAACAGGGUUUAUUUUAGCCUGUCUACAUCCGUUCCCGACCCCUCCCCAUGUAUAAAAAAAAUCCUCGAAUUUUCCACUCAGGGGGGUGGGGUGGGAACAGAUGUACAUAGGCCAGGUUUCUAUGUUACAAUAAAUUUUGUAAGAAUGACAGGACAAAUCUAGUAMUAAGUACUUGUAAAGUGGGUUGAGUAUUCAUCUAAUAGAACAACAGAAUAGUCAAGUACGUUUUAACUUAAUAUUUCUAUUGUUAUCAAGUAGCCAGAGCACCUUCAGAAGUGCAAACUAUUUUCAUUGCAUGUGGCCCGAUUUCCAUGUCAUGGUAGAUUGGGUACAAGUCCCUUAAUUUGCUGGAUGUUGAGUUAAAACUUAUAUAGAAAACGAUCACACUGUAAAUAAACUCGCAACGUUUGGUGUUAAUCAGAUCAAAUGUGAACGAUUGGUAGCUUUUCAAAACUUCUAGAUUUUACAAAGAAAUGUAUGUGAAUUUAGAAACAUCCAGACAACAGUGUUUGGCAUUUGGAAAUUCUAGCUUUUCUGUACAUCACGCAAUAUUGACCUUAUCAACGCCAAAUUCAGACAGUUAGUGUAUUUCUCAAUACACUGUUUCGUUCUAUAUACUAGGUUGCAUUAAGCUAUCAUGCCAUUAAAUAAGGGACUUAUCUUACAUGGUAUGAAARCAGGCAACUUAUUUUGAAGUGAGUUGUAGUGAAGUCGAAAAACCUGUGAAAAGGGUAAAGUAGUGGUAGUUUUUCAUGGGUUUAAUMAAAGUCUUCAUUCUAGUGUUUUUUGUGCAUUAGUUUCAGAGUCUGUUUUCAAAACAGAAAUCUCGUUGCGAUUAACGAAUUUAGAAUUCUAAUGUAUCAUUUGUAAAAUAAGAAUUAUAGAAUCAAUUAAGGACUCGUAUAUCUUAGCGUAUAAGGUGUAUAUGAGGGGGACAUUCUAAGAUAAAUUAUGGCUAGUUUAUUCAAAGCUGAAUCUAAGGAUCUUUGAAUAGUCUGGACUAGACACUUAUCAUUCUGUAAUGAUUGACACCAUGGAAUUCUGGGACUGUUUAGGAAACAUCUUUAGACAUAAAAGAGUUUAGAUUGCAUUGUAUGGUUUUAUAUGACAUAAAUAUCUUGGGUAGUAUUUAGAAGAUGUUAAAAAAGGUUAAUGUCUCUCAAACAGUCCCACAAUUCAAUGGAAACUUUGUUUGAAAGUGGUGAUUGAAUAAUAGAUUUUCAAGACUGUAUUCUGUUAUUUUUUUAGCAAAAAUUUGUUGAGCAUUUGUUGUAUAGAUAGCAUAUCUGUGAAUUAUAUCAAAACCACUUGACAUGAAUUAGUAAUUCAUCUCAGUGAUGCUUCCACUUUGGUUGUUUUUUGUUUUGUUUUUUGGAUUUUUUAACGAACCAGGAUAUCAUUGUCAGCUCUUUCUUUACUUUUCUCUACUUUUUUGUUGAUGUAGACUGACUGUUAUUUAUAUCAACUCUAAUAAAUAAGUAUUUGUAGAUAAA
Messenger RNA from Exaiptasia diaphana, 2559 nucleotides. Its product is annotated as FERM, ARHGEF and pleckstrin domain-containing protein 1-like. Gene Ontology annotation, molecular function: guanyl-nucleotide exchange factor activity. The record is from RefSeq and is a predicted model, not a curated record. The transcript is spliced from 5 exons. Lineage: Eukaryota; Metazoa; Cnidaria; Anthozoa; Actiniaria; Aiptasiidae. Bases 16 to 777 code for a protein of 253 amino acids.